Rhododendron vialii is the source of this 764-nucleotide messenger RNA. RefSeq lists its product as uncharacterized. Lineage: Eukaryota; Viridiplantae; Streptophyta; Magnoliopsida; Ericales; Ericaceae. The transcript has 3 exons. The record is from RefSeq and is a predicted model, not a curated record. The coding region runs from base 147 to 500 and encodes 117 amino acids.
GUGCGAUCUUCACUCAAUCUAAAGGACCUGAGAGACCCAAGCGUACUUGAGGGCUAGGCUUAGGAGCAACUAAGAGUAAGCUGUUUGGUGCGAAGAAUAAUGAUCAAGCACCGUCCCAAUCCUCUACCGAACGUGAUCGAUAGUUUAUGAAGAUGAAAUCCAAAGUGCAAAAGAUGAAAAGGUUCUUAGAAGCUAUGGGUUACACAGAUGACACAAAUGACGAUUCAGACGAUUUCAAUGAGGCACCCAACGAGAAUCAUCCAGAUGCCUCUAGUGCGCAUCGCCAAAUGACAACUGGCAGUAACCAAGCAAGUCCAGAAGAUAUAGAUCUUCCACGCCAGUUGCAGCCGAAACCAACUCUAUUGCCACAACCGAAUCAACAAUCUAAUUCUCAUCAACUUGAUGUGAUAGGAUCUGUGGCUGCUGUUGAACUUGCCAUGUGGCAGCAGGUUGAGACAAGUCGAAAUGCUCAUGAGAUGGGUUGCACCACCCUCCUAUAAGCUCCAUAAUCUAUUGUAGUUGUCUUUCUUUUAGUUUGAGAUUACAGUCUUGUUGAUAAUUGAAAUCAUGGGCUGAAGCUUUGUUCCUGACAAUGUGUUUCUGUGUACUCCCUCCGUCCCAAUUUACUUGUCCCAGUUCUAUUCGAACUGGAUUAAAAAACUAGUUAUAUCUUUAAAUUGGUAAUAAAUUUUUUAUCCAAUAUGGAUCUUGUUUGAUAGAUCUCGAUUUAUUCUAUAAUACAAUGUUUUCAAAAUCACCUAAAA